AUGUCCAACGUUCGUGGACCCACAUCGGCGCUCACCGAGUUCCUGAGGGAGCGAGGUAUCACAGCCAGGAACACCAAUCGCUUCCGACGACGGGAGCAGGAGCAGCAAGAACAGGCCGCCGCCGCCGCCGCCGCCGCCGACAGUAAUGGAUGGGCCGCUUCGGAUGUCCCAUCUGAUGCCUCCCGCGCGCCAGCGACCCGCCCUCGCCGCCCGUUGGCUCGCAAUGGCAGCUCGAUGAACUUCGAAGAAGAUGACGAGACGGACGACGAUCUGCCUCCCGCAGCAGCAGCUACCGCCAUCACCGCAGCCAGUGUGGAGACCGAAGCGAGCACGAGCUCAGGUCGACGGACGCGCUCGAAUGGAAAGAAGCGUGCGCAACAAGACGAAAUCGCUACAGAAGCCAGCAGCAGCUCCACCACCAGUGGCAAGUCUAAGAAGAAAGCCAAGAAGGACGAUGAUGAAGACGACGACUAUAACCCGAAAAGUCCGCCCAAGAAGGGCCCGGCACCUGUCGACUGGGAAGAAUCGCUAAGCUUGCCGCAAGCCAGCAGCUCGCGUGCCAAUUUCUCGUACGCCAACCGAGCGCCAGGCAGCAUCUCGUACUGCGGUUUGUGCAAGAUGAAGUUCACCAUCACUUCGUAUACCAAGGUAUCUGACAAAGGACCGCUCUGUCAUCGCUGCGGUCCCGCUUACAAAGGUCCAAAUGGAGCUGGCUCCGACGCCAAAGCAAAGCCGUCUCCGAAGAAGAAGCAGGUGCGACGUAAGACGCUGCAGGACGGCGUGCGCCAGAGCUUCCCCAGCUUACAGAGUUACUGCAUCGAAGUGAUCAGCCGCCACAUUGAAGAUGUCGAGGCGCUAGGUCACAUUGGCUUCCGCAACAUGGAUGCGAUCAGCAAGUCGAUCUCCAAGAAUCGCAGUCUCAACCCCAGAACGCUACAGCUGUUUCUGUCUCCCACUAUCACCACGCUCUCGCUGUACGACUGCAGUAAGCUGGACAGCGAAUCUCUCCAAAGUAUCGCUGCGUUUGCGCCCAAUCUCGAACAUAUCAAUCUGCAACUGUGCGGUAUGCUGGACAACGAUGCAAUGGACGUCUGGGUGAAGAAGCUCCCGAAGCUCAAGAGUGUCGAGCUCUAUGGUCCUUUCCUGGUGCGCAAGGAAGCGUGGCACCGCUUCUUUGAGGCUAUCGGUUCUCGUCUUGAGAGCUUCAAGAUCCGCGAGUCGCCGCGGUUUGAUCUGUCGUGUGCUGAAGCCAUGGUCAAGCACUGCCCGAAUGUGCGCGAGCUUGGUUUGGCGCAGAUCGGACCGCUGGACAAGACGAUGCUGCAACCUCUCGAAAGCUAUGGUGACCAGCUGACAUAUCUCGACAUCUCGGAUCCCGGCGUGUCGGCGCCAGGCAUCCCACCCAAGUCGCUCGAAGACGACGAGGUGGUGAGCCUGCUCAAGGCGGUCGGCACGAAUCUGGUGCACCUGGAUGUAUCCAAGAACAUAGACCUUACCGACCGCAUUAUCGAAGAGGCUAUCAAGCCGCACUGUCACAAACUCAAGACAUUGCGACUGAUCGGAUGCGAAAAGCUAGAGGCCAAGACGGUCGCCGGCAUGUUUGCCGAAUGGACCAAGAAGGGCGUGCCCGGCAUCUCGUAUCUGCACCUGGACCGAAUGCUGAAACUCGACGACAGCCUGAUGAAGCCCAUGCUGACCCACUCGGGUAUUGAGCUAGUGGAGCUGUCGCUCAACUCGGUAGACGGGAUCACGGACAAAGGGCUUGAGGUGCUUGCCAACGCCAAGAAUCUCCCGAGACUGGAGGUGCUCGACCUGUCGUUCGUCCGAGCCGUCGACGAUGACAGUCUGGACAAGAUCUGCCGCAACCUGAGCAGCUUGAAGAAGGUAUCGGUGUUCGGCUGCAACCGUAUUAGCGACUUCCUUCGAUCUGAACGGGUGAGGAUUAUCGGCAAGGAGAAGUAUGUCUCCUAA
Molecule: messenger RNA, 1971 nt
Organism: Sporisorium graminicola
Lineage: Eukaryota; Fungi; Basidiomycota; Ustilaginomycetes; Ustilaginales; Ustilaginaceae
Exons: 1
Coding region: 1-1971 (656 amino acids)
Biological process (GO): SCF-dependent proteasomal ubiquitin-dependent protein catabolic process
Cellular component (GO): SCF ubiquitin ligase complex
Source: RefSeq, a predicted model, not a curated record